Odontomachus brunneus is the source of this 1536-nucleotide messenger RNA. RefSeq names its product extensin-like. The transcript has 4 exons. The coding region runs from base 57 to 1475 and encodes 472 amino acids. The record is from RefSeq and is a predicted model, not a curated record. NCBI's taxonomy places the organism in Eukaryota, Metazoa, Arthropoda, Insecta, Hymenoptera, Formicidae.
AACUUGUCCUGCUUCAUCAGUUCGAGUUCGUCUUCGAAUACGAUACCAAACGAGCAAUGUAUCUGAAAAAUUGUUGCGCGCUGCUCCUGCUGGCACUAGUUGCCUGCCAAGCUGCACCAUCUACGUUUAAAAACAUCGAAAAAAAAUCGAUCAGUGAAAAGACGAAUAAGAUCGAAAAGGAUAAUCUGAAGAUAGAAGAUCCUGGCCUGGAUAAGGAUAGGGCGAAGAAAUCCACAACAAGCUUCUGCGUGGAAAUCCGCGAUGGAAAGGAAGUUCCUUGCUUAGAUACAAACCAGCCUACACUUGUGGUCAAGCCUCUUAAGCAGACGGUAAUAAAUCCAUCGCCGGCCUAUAUAAAUUAUCCCAAUAAGUACAGUGAAACCCAAACACCCGUCCAGAUAAUCCAUGCGCAACCACAACAGCCUCAAACCAUUCAAGUCGCACCAAUUUCUCAUUCAAUCCAAACGGCUCAGCCAGUUCCUCAACUACCCCCUCAGCAAGCUUUUCAACCAGCUGCUCAGCCUGUGAUCUUCGUGCCACCAUACAACGUUCCUCCUCCGCAAAUUUCUUCACCUCAACCAACUCCGAUCGUUAACAUCUUAACGCCUCCGGCCGCUCCCUGUAAUGUCAUGCCGCCAUCAACGAUCGAACACAAACAGGAGUUCGUGAAAGAAGUCGAUUAUAUCAAGCCGGUAUUUAAACCAGAACCUAGACCGAUAUCUAGACCAGAACCAGAAUUUCAGCCAAAGCCGGUAUCUAUGGAAGUUGUGUCAAUAGAAUCUGCUCCUUGCAAACAAGAUGUGCUCGUUCUGCCAUCCAAACCCGUAGCAGUAUAUCCUGAAAAGCAAUUGGCUGUGGAGGUGACCGAGCUGGAACCUCAACCAGUAUCCGGCGCACAGUGCAUCUGUCAGAAGGGACGUCCACACACUUUGUAUAGGCAUCAUCCUAAAAUACAUGAGCAUCACCUGAUGGUACAUCCUACCCAAAGUAUCGCAACAAGUCCAUUGGUCGUACAACCCCCUUACCCUUUGAGCUAUUUAUCGAAUAACCGCCCAAUCGUCUUUGGAGAACGUUACCCGACGAACACAUACGGUGACACGUACCAGGAGCAUCCAUAUUAUCCUAACACACAUUCUACUUGGUAUCCCUCGCAAUAUCCUGAAUAUACAUCGUAUCCCGUGAAAACGUACGAUCCUCAAUAUGUAUCACCAAGUGUCACCGUGAAUGCAUUUCCGUACAAUAAUUUUCGCCAGGCACAAUCGAGCUCACCAAAACUUACGGAGAACAAUGAAUUAGAAAAAGAACAUCCAGUUGCUCGCCAAAACAUCGAUGUUCCUACAUCGGGGAUGAGCAAGCGAAAGGCUGACCCGAUACAGUUAGAGAAGAAUGAACAAGCAAAUGUCGCGCAAGAGCAAACAGUGAAGUCGAGCAACACACCCGAGAUGAAGUUCGACGAACAGUAUAGCAUGAUAUAAAAAGAAGUUGGACGAACUCUCAGAGUUUUAUACGCCGUAAAUAUACGUUAUAAUUUAUUAA